AUGACAAGAACAAAUGAGAGUUCCAAAGAUAUUUUCAACGAAUUUACUGCAGACUACUUUGAAGUCGUGAAACAUCUGCAAAAACCACAAAAUUUCAUAACUGAACUUCAAUUUCCUAAGGUGAUAAAUGUCCAGGAUCCUUCCUUGAUAGCUGGAUCAUACUAUCAGCUUGUUGAUGGUAAGGAUCUCAAACCUACAGAGCUGGUUACCAUCAGCGACAGAAUAAAGAGUGGUCACUACAAGACUAUUUAUUCCAUAUUUCACGACCUAACUUUAGUGUGCCUGAUACUUAUAAACGAACGGAACAGAGAUUCGGAAGACUACGUCAAGAUUGAUUUGUUCUACAAGUCGAUGGUUGAGUUAUUGAUCAGAGAGGCAGGAAGAUUUUUGUUCAACUACAGACAACUAAGAGAAAGCGUUGACUCUCGUGUUUUAGAUGAUUACACCAGUGAGUUUGAAGAAUCGAUGACAAAAGACUUCAAUAAAGUGUCCACAUUUUUUGUUUCAUCCAACGGAGAAUGUUUAACUACAUUCAUCACACCUAAUGCGCCAUUGUUUUCGUCCCUGAAUAAUAAAUCAAGCUUGGAUGCUAGAGAAGCUGUAGUGAAUGAAGGCGAUUUUAAUCUGACGAAAGUAAUCCCCCAUGUCCCUUCCAUUAGUUCACAGCCGCUUAACAAGAUUUCUCCUCAAUACAACAAUGAACCUCACCCAGCCACCAAACCUACGGAUUUAUUGCCAAACCUCUUUCAUUUGAACUGGUACGCGUUACCGAUGGGUCAAUGGCUCACCCACAAUAAGGGUAACGAUUUCAGUUUUGCACCUACAAUAGACGAAGAAAAAUCUGCAAUCUCCAGUGAAUUGAAGGGCCUGAGGUGGCUGGAGCAAGCUGGUUUUAGAAAGCUUGGUGAUAUAGCAGAAAAACUGAGCAGACCAUCUAAAAAUGAGACGGAUAAUGAACUUCAGAAGGACGAACCAAAAAGAAUUGAAAAAGAGCUUCCGGCACCUGUUGACCAGGAGACUAAGAAUGGCCAUACGGGGACAGAUACAUCAACUAAACUUGAAAACACAGAUAAGGAAGUCCAGGUCAAUGGAUCCGAAGACUAUAAGAUCAAGCUAGACAACCUCCUCUCCUGGACUCCGGGAAGCUUCGUUGAGGAGGAUGAGAUAGAGGCUAUCCGUUCCAACAAAGAGCAAGAACUUAUAAGCAAGUUGCUAAUAGAUCUGUCACAAUUACGUCAAGAAAGGUAUAAGGCAUCACCCAAAAUCGAUCCUGCUAAUCCCGUCACUGUCUUGAAACCCAGUCUCAAAGAGAAGAGAUUGUACUUCAAGAUUAAGAGAUUAAUACAAUUGGUCAUUCAAACUCGCAAUGUGACUCCUAAGGACUUGAAACUUGAUGUCAGCUUCAAACUACCUAUUUGUCAAACAACGUAUAGUGGUACUUUACCAGCGUCUGUACCAAUUUACACGAAGAACCCUUCCAGCAGAGUUAGUGCUCUGACUAAAAAAAGACGUAAGUACUAG
This is a messenger RNA of Komagataella phaffii GS115, 1521 nucleotides long. RefSeq lists its product as uncharacterized. Lineage: Eukaryota; Fungi; Ascomycota; Pichiomycetes; Pichiales; Pichiaceae. Bases 1 to 1521 code for a protein of 506 amino acids. The transcript has a single exon. The record is from RefSeq and is a predicted model, not a curated record.